This is a messenger RNA of Bemisia tabaci, 544 nucleotides long. NCBI's taxonomy places the organism in Eukaryota, Metazoa, Arthropoda, Insecta, Hemiptera, Aleyrodidae. The record is from RefSeq and is a predicted model, not a curated record.
CAUCCACGCGCUCUACGUCGUUUCGGUCAUCAUGGGACUUUGCACGGGUCUGGCCGAAGCCCCCCUCUACGCCUACAUCGGCGAGAUUGGGGAGCCACGUAUGAGAGGGACCCUCUCCACUAUUUCAACAUCCUGCUGUAGCAUAGGUAUUUGCGCAUUGUUCUUAUUUGGUUACCUUUUCGAUUGGCGAACAGUUGCUUUAGUAAGCAGUUCAUGCUCUAUCAUCACAUUCACGUUCAUGACUCAGGGGCCGAGGUACAGCUACGGGCCUUACAGCCGCUUGGACUCAUCUUGUCAUGUCCUUCUUGACUAAGACGUACCUAUACAUGGAGGCGUGGCUGGGAUUCAGUGGCGUGAUGUACCUUUACGGAGUAUGUACCAUGGCUGGGGUCGUUCAUCACUACUUUUACUUACCGGAGACGGAGGGGAAAACUUUGGAGCAGAUUGAGACGUAUUUCACCAAAAACCACGACAGGAGCGAGAAAUUCUUCGUUGGGAGGCCGCAACGGCAGCGGGCUCAAAGUGAAAGUCCAUCUUAAUUCAA